ACUACGGAAAGCAGAGUAGUUUAAACGUCCAACAACGCUUAACAAUUUAUCGUUUUUUUGUGUUUAAAACCUAAUUUGUGUGUAAUGUAGUGUCUGGAACUUUCAAUUAGGGGCAAAUCAGUGAUAAUUGUCUUAAUUCGUGUGUCCAGAACCGCACAUUUUGCGUAAAAAUGGACCCCAAUGUUCCUCCCCCCACGUUUCCGCCCCCUGCAAUGGGUACCCCACCAUUGAUGCCCCCCGUCCAGAUGGGUUUCCAGCCCCUUAUCCCGCCUUUCAGUGUCCCACCGCCCGGUUUUGGGGCUUUCCCUCCGCCCCCUAAUCCAUUAGAACAGUGGACGGAACACAAAGCCCCCGACGGGCGCACUUACUACUACAAUUCCAUAACCAAGCAAAGUUCCUGGCAAAAACCCGACCAGUUGAAAACACCGGCUGAGUUGAUGUUGUCGCAAUGUCCGUGGAAGGAGUACGUUGCGGAUAAUGGUAAAGUGUAUUACCAUAAUGUCAAUACGAAGGAAUCGCGGUGGGUCAUGCCCCCUGAAUUGGAGGAAAUUAAGAAGAAAAUCGCAACUGAGGAGGGGAAGGGUGUGUCGGCAACGGCCACGCCUACUGAUGUUUCAAGCCCCGCCCAACUACCAGUGGCACCAAUUGCCUCAAACUCAAAUUCCCCAAGUAUUGCGUCAAGUCCUGGCGGGAAAAGUGCGUUGGAGUCGUCCAUGGCUGCCACCCUAGCGGCUAUAAGUCUCCCAAAUCCGACAAAGACAGAAGAGGACGCAGCUCCGGCUAUUCCAAGUGAGGCCCCCAAAGAGCCCCCAAAACCGGCCCCCGAACCGGUGAAAGUCUUUAAAGAUAAGAAGGAAGCAAUGGAGGCGUUUAAAGAAUUAUUAAAAAGUAAAAAUGUUCCCUCGAAUGCCACGUGGGAACAGUGCGUUAAAAUCAUAUCAAAUGAUCCACGAUACGAAACUUUUAAAAAGUUAAAUGAGAAGAAACAGGUCUUCAAUGCGUAUAAAACACAAAAACAGAAAGAUGAAAAAGAGGAAAGUCGGCUUAAGGCGAAGAAAUCGAAAGAACAGUUGGAGGAAUUUUUGCUAAAUUGUGACAAAAUCACCUCAGCGACCAAGUAUUACAAGUGUGACGAGCUAUUCGCCCAUUUGGAGGUGUGGACAAGUGUGAGCGACUCCGACCGUCGCGACAUCUACGAAGAUGUGGUUUUCGCCCUCGCUAAACGCGAGAAAGAGGAGGGAAAAGUUCUAAAGAAGCGUAAUAUGAAAAAACUCGCUGAAGUUUUAGACAGUAUGACAAAAAUCAACUAUGAUACGACAUGGAGCGAAGCUCAGGUUCUUCUCCUUGCUAACAAUGCGUUCAAAAACGACGUUAACCUCCUAGCUAUGGACAAAGAGGACGCUCUUAUCGUCUUCGAAGAGCAUAUUCGAGUCCUCGAGAAGGAAUACGUCGAGGAGAAAGAACGCGAGAAAAAGCGCCAGAAGCGACAAUGUCGCAAAAAUCGUGACCAGUUUUUGGCCCUUUUGGACCACUUGCAUGAAGAAGGCAAAUUGACUUCAAUGUCCCUUUGGGUCGAGUUGUAUCCAAUCAUUUCGGCCGAUAUUCGCUUUUCCGCCAUGUUGGGCCAACAUGGAUCUACGCCACUGGAUUUGUUCAAGUUUUACGUUGAGGAUCUUAAGGCGCGGUUUCAUGACGAGAAAAAAAUCAUCAAGGAAAUUUUAAAAGAGAAAAAUUUUGAAGUUAGAGUUGAUACGAGUUUUGAUCAGUUUGCAACUGUCAUCUGCGAGGAUAAGAAAAGUGCAACACUGGACGCCGGAAACGUCAAAUUGACGUAUAAUUCGUUGUUGGAGAAGGCCGAGGCACGCGAGAAGGAGCGCCUCAAAGAGGAGUCGAAACGUCUCAAAAAAUUGGAGAUGGGUUUCAAAAAUCUCCUAAGAGAGAUGAAUAUUGAUUUUGAGUUGAGUUGGGACGAGGUGAAGCCGAAGAUUGAGAACGAGGAAGAAUAUUUGGCGUUUUCGUGCGACAGCGAGAGGAUUAAAAUUUAUAAGGACUUCCAACACGAGAUGGAGGAGUCGUGCAGCCACCACCACUCCAGGUCGAAGAAAUCGAAGAAGAAGAAAAGCAAGAAGUACAAGUCCUCGAGUAGCGAUUCUGAGAGUGAGAAGAAGAAGAAACGGCGGUCGAGGAGCGAGUCGAACUCGGAUGACAGUGAAGAGGAGUACAGGAAGAAGAAGUCGAAGAAGAAGCACAAGAGAAAGAGCCCUUCUAGGACACCAUCAGUGGACAAACACAUUAGUCGUAGACCGUCAGAAGGCGAUGCGAUUGUCGGCAAGAGUGGUGAAUUGAGUGAGUCUGAGUUAGAGAAACAGAGGGCGCUGUUGUUAGCGCAAUUGAAAGAGCCUGAAAGUGAAUAGGUCGUGGGUAAAUAAGGCCAUCGUUGUGUACAACUUAUGUAUUUUUUUCACUUACAUUCUUAAAUUACGUAAAAUAGAGAAUUUAUGUUACAGAAAUGCCUUUUCUUUCUUUCAUGUAAAAUAUAAUAAUAUGUAAAAUUGAUAAAACUCGAAUCAUUAAAUGGCACUUAACUAAACUAAA
Tribolium castaneum (red flour beetle) is the source of this 2595-nucleotide messenger RNA. RefSeq names its product pre-mRNA processing factor 40 (gene Prp40). Bases 171 to 2414 code for a protein of 747 amino acids. The transcript is spliced from 10 exons. NCBI's taxonomy places the organism in Eukaryota, Metazoa, Arthropoda, Insecta, Coleoptera, Tenebrionidae. Gene Ontology annotation, cellular component: U2-type prespliceosome; U1 snRNP. The record is from RefSeq and is a predicted model, not a curated record. Gene Ontology annotation, biological process: mRNA cis splicing, via spliceosome. Gene Ontology annotation, molecular function: protein binding; RNA binding.